AUGCAGCGGAUAUCGCGCACCACCGUGUCUGGAAGAUCGAGUCCAGUUCCUGGGGACGUUACAAGGUUCGACCUCGGUAUGCUGGCGAGCUGCCGCGUCGAUUUCAAGUGA
Parastagonospora nodorum SN15 is the source of this 111-nucleotide messenger RNA. RefSeq lists its product as hypothetical. The record is from RefSeq and is a predicted model, not a curated record. The transcript has 2 exons. NCBI's taxonomy places the organism in Eukaryota, Fungi, Ascomycota, Dothideomycetes, Pleosporales, Phaeosphaeriaceae. The coding region runs from base 1 to 111 and encodes 36 amino acids.